CAGGGGGCGUUGGCGGUGGCGGCGCUCUGCUGCUGCUAAAGAAGGAGGAGAAGAAGAAGCACUUCCUCCGUCCUGUCACAGACGACUCUUGCAGCGAGACAGUCAAGAUGGCAGGCCGUCGUGUAGCCCUGAAGGCCAUUGACUGGGUGGCUUUUGCCGAGCGGGUUCCACCCAACCAGCGUGGCAUGUUCAAUGCACUGAAGACCCGCACUGACGGCAUCGCUGCCAAACUGAACUCCCUGCCAGAGACUCCUGCAGUCAUUGACUGGAGCUACUACAAGACCGCAGUGGCCAAAGCCGGGAUGGUUGAUGAGUUUGAGAAGAAGUUCAAAGCUCUGCAGAUCCCUAUGCCUGCUGACACGCAGACGAGCGCCAUCAAUACACAGGAGGCUGAGGCUAACAAAAGUGCAACUGCCUACAUGGAAGCAUCAAAGGCCCGCAUUGCUCAGUAUGAAAAGGAGCUUGAGAAAUUUAAGAACAUGAUCCCCUUCGACCAGAUGACCAUUGAGGACCUCAAUGACACCUUUCCUGAGACCAAGCUGGACAAGGUCAAACAUCCAUACUGGCCCCACAAGCCCAUUGCAGAUCUGUAAUCCUGCUUCUGGACCCUCACCUCACAAUAAAGAUUAUGUAUUUUAAAGUGAA
Molecule: messenger RNA, 645 nt
Organism: Stegastes partitus (bicolor damselfish)
Lineage: Eukaryota; Metazoa; Chordata; Actinopteri; Pomacentridae
Product: ATP synthase subunit d, mitochondrial-like
Exons: 6
Coding region: 108-593 (161 amino acids)
Biological process (GO): proton motive force-driven ATP synthesis
Molecular function (GO): proton transmembrane transporter activity
Source: RefSeq, a predicted model, not a curated record